Messenger RNA from Ilex paraguariensis (yerba mate), 264 nucleotides. Lineage: Eukaryota; Viridiplantae; Streptophyta; Magnoliopsida; Aquifoliales; Aquifoliaceae. The record is from the annotation of a GenBank genome assembly.
AUGGUUCUGGGAAUGGGAGAGGAAAAAGUGGAGCAAAUACCAGUUGAAACAGGGAAAGAGGAUGGCAGUGGAGAACAGGAGAAACAGGAUGCUGCUGCGGAGGAAAAGAAAUACGAAGUGGAAGGAGAGAUUGUAGCUGCUUUACCUUUCAGAUUGAAUAGUAGUCUUACACCUCCUGUUAUUGCAUUGAUACUAUCCGUUUUGUUGAGGAAGAUGGAGGGAGAGACCAUAGAAUCUUCCCAACCAUCAUAUAGCACUUUUUAA